UCGUUACCGACCAGAGAUUCCCUUGUCACGAAAAAGAUGGUAAAAACAAAAAAUUAGCAAAAGGAAAAAUAAUAAACAACGUUUGUGACUGGAGGAUGACGUAAGGAAUUUUGGAAGGGUGUAGCAGUUUCCCUUUUUGAGAACUUGGAAGUUGCCGGUCUUAUCACGUUUAGACGCUGAGUUGGCCAUAAGCCAACUUUUCUUAAAUGUCACAGAUUUCUUAUCCAAUAUAGAACUAGUUUUCCCGCUUCAAGUGCAAAGUAAGGGUUUCAAGAACGCUUCACAAGGCGAAGAGACUUUAUUACCAAGUCAAAGUUUGUAUCUUCAGCCCCAGAAACGUUCAAACUGUCUACCGAUAAGCAGCCACCCACAACACCUUCCCUUUUUUUUUUUUUGAGAGAGAGAAAGGCCUUUUUAUGUUCCUUUUUUUUUUCUUGAAUUUCUGUUUCAAAAAAAUGGAUUUUGAGAAAGGGAAAGAGAAGCGAUCUAGGAAGAAGUUUGAAGGACAAGAAGGUAAUAUUUCUUUUAAAGUACCAAAUUUUAAAGAAUUUUUUCUUCUAGAACUGGAAAACUACAUCAAAACCGCAAAGAAACCACGAUUCAACGACUUCGUGGCCAAAAACGUCUCGCAAUUAGUGCAUUGGUCCUUGGACGAGAAUCGUGAAAUAAGCGAGCUGUUUUCACUUUGGAAAACGCGGUUUGCUUUAACAUUCAAGGAAUUCGGCAAGAUUCCUAAUGCAGAUACGUUCAAAGGAUCUUGUGACACUACUUGGAAGGAUAUGAAGAAAUUGAUCGAUUCCACCAUGAAAACAAAACUGACAUACAAGAUUUUGAGCAUGAAAUCGUUGCAGACAACCGCAGCUUUGACCGAAUCAACCUUUAACAUUGCCGUGGCAAGUGAAUCAACAAAUCAAGGAUCGUCUGCCUCAGCAUCGUUAUCAAACUUUUCCCCGACAACGCCUCCAACCUCUUCUGCUGUACCUUCCCUGGUAACUCAGCAUGAAUCGGAUUUUGUCUCUUCUGCCCAUCAAUCCGACAAGAGCGAUCGUGCAAACACAAAUGACGACGACGAUGACGAUGGCAUUUUUGAUAUCGAACACUUUGUUCAUGACAUGACCUAUAAAUCGCAUUUGGGAUACACAAUUUCCUCGAAACAGGCACGGAAAUUGGUAGAGAUAAAGGAUGCGAUCGACACGGAUAUGGUUUCGACAAUGAUGAAAAUAGGUGCCCACAUCUUGACAAAACAAUUGACAAAAACCACGCUCUCGGUGACUGAAGAAGCUUUGUUGGAGUUAUCGAUUUCGAGGAUCAUCAAUAUGCUGAAUACUUCAAUGCAAGAUACCUAUCGAGAGUUUUUCUCACAACAUCAGUGGGCCCGUAUCCACAACGUCGUAUCGGCAUUGAAUCUGGAUAACUACGAUGGCUUAUCACCGGAAUCAAGUGCCCUUUUCGAUGUCAUUGUUCAUGCAGGUGACAAUAUCUGUGAUAUUAUCGCUUUUAUUGACGAGAAAAAAUGGCAAAUAUCGAAAACGAGAUGCCAACAACAAAGUCAGCCCUAUAUCCUACUCCUCAUCAUGGAGCACAUCGUGCGAAAUUUGGAACGCUGGUCGAAGAAAGCCGAUGAAUCUGAAUUGACUUUCUAUCGCAGAUUUGCAACCAUUUUGGAGUUUGUUUUUGAUUACACAGAUGUGGCAUUGGUGGACGGUGAUAACUCUUGUGAGGCAACCAAAAAUGUAGCCCAUUUGAACAAGGCAAUCUUUAUCCCCAUGCAGACAGCACCAGUGUAUGGAAAGAAAAUCGAUCUUAUGCUUAGAUACGAUGGCAACAUGAAGAUCGAAUUAUCUUCAAACGAAUGGAAACGGUCAAGAGUUCAAGAAGAUUUGAAACUAAAACAGCAAUCAAAAAAUUUGCGCACGAACGCAGCGGUUCUCAACCAUCUCAACAGCCAUUGUUCAAACGACAUCAGCGAACUGUUGGCGAUGGAUUUCAUCGGUAAUGUUGGUUAUUUGUACAUGCUGAAAUUAACCGAAGAUGGUAUCUAUGUUGCAUCUCUGCUUUCCAAGCUUAUCACGUUUCUGCUAAACACCACCAAAAUUCUUAAACGAGCUUUAUUUCAAAAAGAAGUCAACCAAGUGAUACCAGCAUUGCCAGCACGAACAAGCUCUUCUCAUCGCUUGUCGCGUACCUCUGCUGGUCAUAUUUACUUGGCACCGAAAACAAGCCAAAUCAAGAAAACGAACCUAAAUGAUUUUCCUUACGACGAAUGAUACACAUAGCUGUCUUUUCUGUUUAUUUGUUAUUUGCAAUAAAAUUCUCGUCACAAAAAAAUGUGGACACUUUGGCUGAUA
Rhizopus microsporus ATCC 52813 is the source of this 2348-nucleotide messenger RNA. RefSeq lists its product as uncharacterized. The coding region runs from base 456 to 2267 and encodes 603 amino acids. NCBI's taxonomy places the organism in Eukaryota, Fungi, Mucoromycota, Mucoromycetes, Mucorales, Rhizopodaceae. The transcript is spliced from 6 exons. The record is from RefSeq and is a predicted model, not a curated record.